AUGGGCGAUUUUUCAGCAAAGUACACAAACGCCAACAUAGCCCAGGAUGCUGCGCCCUAUGAUAGCGCGUGGUUUCUGGCUUUGAAUAACAAAAUCCACAAACUUAACCCAUCUACACAUAAUGGAUUCACCGUUGCACUUUUGAGUGCAAUGCUUUGUGCCCAACGGCGUGGAGAUGCAGUGUCUGCCUUGUUUCGAGAUGUGACAAAGGACGAGUCUGAUGCAAGCUUGAAAGAGAUUUUUAUAACUGUUCGAGAAUCUCUUGCGCUUGUCGCACCAUUUGUCGGAUUCCCUUCCUGCAUGCCUGCUGUGUUUGGUCUGGUAGGCGAACUACGAAAUCGGGGUAUCAGCGAGGUUCCUUCCCACGAAAGACUCGGCUUUGAUGAGUACGAUUACACGACAGCAGGGAAGACUUCAUUUAAGAAGGUCUAUCGGGGAGUGGGAAACAGUGAGGUGGGAAAGAUGCUGGAUCAAUAUUUCCCUGAGAUUUCAUACUAUGCAAAUACGGCUGUAUUUGGGUAUCUCCUUAGCGGGGACCUCCUUUCCCUGAAAGAGAAGGAAUUGGUGCUUGCUUCAAGUAUAUUCGCACAAGGUGCGAUUCGACAGUCACAAAGUCAUUGCAAAGCAUCAAUUCAGCUGGGCAACACUGUUGAAGUGGUAAAGGGUUUGUUUGAUGUCAGUGUGGAGGUUGCACUGUGGAAUCACUCUCCUCUGUCGGGAAUGAUCGAUGUUCCCCAGCUGGCAGAAGAAGUGAAACGUAAUUUGGCAGCGGAAAAUCAACAAUAA
Penicillium robsamsonii is the source of this 786-nucleotide messenger RNA. RefSeq lists its product as uncharacterized. The record is from RefSeq and is a predicted model, not a curated record. NCBI's taxonomy places the organism in Eukaryota, Fungi, Ascomycota, Eurotiomycetes, Eurotiales, Aspergillaceae. The transcript is spliced from 4 exons. Bases 1 to 786 code for a protein of 261 amino acids.